UGUUGUCUUCAUUCAGGACUUCCUGCUGCAGAUUGUCAGCGUGAACUCAAAUCCAACCUGAAGAAGAAGUUCCAGUCUGUGUUUGAGGGCAUCGCUAAAGCAGGAAACCCAACCCUUCUGAAUGAGAUCUACACAGAGCUCUACAUCACAGAGGGAGGGACUGCAGAGGUCAAUGAAGAACAUGAGGUCAGACAGAUUGAAACAGCAUCCAGGAGACCAGCCAGACCAGAAACAACCAUCAGACAAGGAGACCUCCUCAAAGCCUCAGCUGGAGGAGAAGAACCAAUCAGAACAGUGAUGACUAAGGGAGUGGCUGGCAUUGGGAAAACAGUCUUAACACAGAAGUUCACUCUGGACUGGGCUGAAGACAAAGACCACCAGGACAUACAGUUCACAUUUCCAUUCACCUUCAGAGAGCUGAAUGUGCUGAGAGAGAAGAAGUUCAGCUUGGUGGGACUUGUUCAUCACUUCUUCAGUGAAACCAGAGCAGCAGGAAUCUGCAGGUUUGAAGAGUUCCAGGUUGUGUUCAUCUUUGACGGUCUGGAUGAGUGUCGACUUCCUCUGGACUUCCACAACAAUGAGAUCCUGACUGAUGUCACAGAGACCUCCUCAGUGGAUGUGCUCCUCACAAACCUCAUCAGGGGGAAGCUGCUUCCCUCUGCUCGCCUCUGGAUAACCACACGACCUGCAGCAGCCAAUCAGAUCCCUCCUGAGUGUGUUGGCAUGGUGACAGAGGUCAGAGGGUUCACUGACCCCCAGAAGGAGGAGUACUUCAGGAAGAGGUUCAGAGAUGAGGAGCAGGCCAGCAGGAUCAUCUCUCACAUCAAGACCUCACAAAGCCUCCACAUCAUGUGCCACAUCCCAGUCUUCUGCUGGAUCACUGCUACGGUUCUGGAGGACGUGUUGAAGACCAGAGAGAGAAGAGAUCUGCCCAAGACCCUGACUGAGAUGUACAUCCACUUCCUGGUGGUUCAGUCCAAAGUGAAGAAGGUCAAGUACGAUGGAGGAGCUGAGACGGAUCCACACUGGAGUCCAGAGAGCAGGAAGAUGAUUGAGUCUCUGGGAAAACUGGCCUUUGAUCAGCUGCAGAAAGGCAACCUGAUCUUCUAUGAAUCCGACCUGACAGAGUGUGGCAUCGAUAUCAGAACAGCCUCCGUGUGCUCAGGAGUGUUCACUCAGAUCUUCAGAGAGGAGAGAGGACUGUACCAGGACAAGGUGUUCUGCUUCGUCCAUCUGAGUGUUCAGGAGUUUCUGGCUGCUCUUCAUGUCCAUCUGACCUUCUUCAGCUCUGGUGUCAAUCUGCUGUCAGGAGAACCUGGACCAAUGCGUCUCUACCAGAGUGCUGUGGACCAGGCCUUACAGAGUCCUAAUGGACACCUGGACUUGUUCCUCCGCUUCCUCCUGGGUCUUUCCCUGGAGACCAAUCAGAGUCUCCUACGAGGUCUGCUGACACAGACAAGAAGUACCUCACAGACCAAUCAGGAGUCAGUCAAGUACAUCAAGAAGAAGAUCAGUGAGGAUGUGUCUCCAGAGAAAAGCAUCAAUCUGUUCCACUGUCUGAAUGAACUGAAUGAUGGUUCUCUAGUGGAGGAGAUCCAAUGGUCCCUUAGUUCAGGACGUCUCUCCACAGAUAAACUGUCUCCUGCUCAGUGGUCAGCUCUGGUCUUCAUCUUACUGUCAUCACAAGAAGAUCUGGAGGUGUUUGACCUGAAGAAAUUCUCAGCUUCAGAGGAGGCUCUUCUGAGGCUGCUGCCAGUGGUCAAAGCCUCCAACAAAGUUCUACUCAGUGGCUGUAACCUCUCAGAGAGAAGCUGUGAAGUUCUGUCCUCAGUCCUCAGCUCCCAGUCCUCUAGUCUGAGAGAACUGGAUCUGAGUAACAACCACCUGCAGGAUUCAGGAGUGAAGCUGCUGUGUGAUGGACUGAAGAGUCCACACUGUGACCUGGACACUCUCAGACUCAGUGACUGUAACCUCUCAGUAAGAAGCUGUGAAGUUCUGUCCUCAGUCCUCAGCUCCCAGUCCUCUAGUCUGAGAGAACUGGAUCUGAGUAACAACCACCUGCAGGAUUCAGGAGUGAAGCUGCUGUGUGAUGGACUGAAGAGUCCACACUGUGGCCUGGAGACUCUCAGGGUGGAGCCUGCUGGAGUCCAAUGGAUGACACCAGGUCUGAGGAAGUAUUCCUGUGAACUCACAAUCGACACAAACACAGUAAACAGACAACUCAAACUGUCUGACAACAACAGGAAGGUGACACGUGUGGAGGAGGUUCAGUCAUAUCCUGAUCAUCCAGACAGAUUUGACAACUGGCCUCAGCUGCUGUGUAGAACUGGUCUGACUGGUCGCUGUUACUGGGAGGUCGAGUGGAGCGGAUACGUUAAUGUAUCAGUGAGUUACAGAGGAAUCAAGAGGAAAGGAGGCAGUAAUGACUGUGUGUUUGGAAACAAUGAUCAGUCCUGGAGUCUGUGGUGCUCUGAUAAAGGUUACUCUGUCUGUCACAAUAAUACAGUAACACACAUCACCUCCUCCUCCUCCUCUCAUAGAGUAGCAGUGUAUGUGGACUGUCCUGCUGGCUCUCUGUCCUUCUACAGAGUCUCCUCUGACUCACUGAUCCACCUCCACACCUUCAGCACCACAUUCACUGAACCUCUUUAUCCUGGGUUUGGGUUCUGGUUCAGUUCCUCAGUGUCUUUGUGUCCUCUUCAGGACGGUGAGUCUCCUCCUGGUGGAGAACCUUCCUCUCUGCUCACCACAUAGUUCAGUCUGUACAGCUGAUGGAGGUCCAUGUGGGUGUAGGUGCAGGUGGAGCAGGUGAGGGGUACCUGAGCUGGUCUGGACUCUGGGGGUCCACAGCUCUCUGGGACUUGUGCUGUUGCAGAUGAACGUGUGAAAGAGCUCAGCGAGGUGUGUUUUAAUGUCUCUGUGCUCGAUGCCUCUGUGGAUGAAUCAAUAAUCAUCAUUUAGAUGUUGGCUCCUAAUUACAGUUUAAUCUUAAUCUUUAUGUGUCACAAUGUUCAAGAAGACAUUUUAUACGACUAAUGGAUCUGUUUGAUAAAU
Molecule: messenger RNA, 3054 nt
Organism: Pungitius pungitius (ninespine stickleback)
Lineage: Eukaryota; Metazoa; Chordata; Actinopteri; Perciformes; Gasterosteidae
Product: NACHT, LRR and PYD domains-containing protein 3-like
Exons: 5
Biological process (GO): intracellular signal transduction
Molecular function (GO): protein binding
Source: RefSeq, a predicted model, not a curated record